AUGGCCAAAGAAAUUGCUUUUGAUGUUACCGGAAACAAAAUCUCUAAUUCCAAUGGUGAUACUUUCAUUCUGCUAAUCGAUCAUGAAAUUGCAUCGAUCUCUCCUCUCACUUCAAUGCUUCAACAACUUUCCCACAAGGUGAUAAGUGUCAAUGUGGCAAGUGAGGCUGUAUCGAUGCUCAAAAAACAGAUGGAUAUCGUACUUGUCAUCGCCAACACUGAAAUGCCGCAUAUAGAUUCACAUUCCUUCUACACUUCUUUGCUGACCAGAGACAUUCCUUUAAUAUUGAUCAGUCCAGAGGGAAAGAAAGCUAAACCAUCAAACUCUUUGGAAAAAAGAGCGUGUUAUCUCCUAGAGAAGCCUAUUUCUGAAAAAGAUAUCAACAACAUGUUGCAGCAUGUCUUAUCUAAUAAGAGCCAAAAGUUAACAAAAAUCAGCAUACCUAAAAGUGGAGGGGGCAAUAAGGAGGAACGUAUAAAUCAGAUGAAAGCUUUCAGAGAAAACCUUAAGAGACAGUGUCCAUCAUCUUUUCUAGGAAAACCAUUGUUGAAAAAAUCAGCGUACCAAGAAAGAAGAAAUAUAGCAAAUGUUGAAAGGAAAAACAAAACUGUGUAUCCUGUUGAGUUUGAAAAUAAGAGAAAUGAAGGAAAUAAUAUAGAUAGUAACACAGGAAUACGCAACAAUUUCUGGACUUAUGAGCAUCAGAUGAAGUUCUUUUCUGCUGGCUCUAACUUGGGUGAAAAAGAUUCUCAUCCAAAAUCCUUAUUGGGGAUUAUUAAUGAUCGAACAUCGAAGAAUGAAUAUCCUUUCACAUUAUCCAACAUAGCAAAGAAUUUCUUUGCAGAUAAGAACCGGAUUAAGGAGAGGGAUACAAUGGCGCUAAAGUUUUAUCAAGGAACAAAAAUGGACUUAAGCCGUACCUCUUGGUUUGGUAAUAUACCAAACAGUUCAUCCAUGGAAGCAGAUCGUGUACCUGCGGCCACAAGUAACAUCCCACCUUGCAACAUUUCUCCCACUGAUACUGUUAGCCAUACCAAUCUGGUUUCAACUAGCUUAAACGAUAACAAUUUACUUGGCCAUUCUGGUUUGCCAUCAAGCGUUGGUGCAUCUAACUCAGGUAAUGCGACUCGUCUUGAAACCAACAUAGAAGAUAUAAGCCAAUUUCAACAAGAUGCAUGUUAUGAUAUUCCGAUUGAAGAUUUGAUUUCUUUUGACACUGACGUUCAUGAGAUGGACAUGCAGCAUGUGUUAGGAAAUAAUGGUUCUUCUGAGGUGAAUAUUUUGCCCAACACUCAUGUCGGCCAUGAGGAUUGA
Molecule: messenger RNA, 1314 nt
Organism: Brassica oleracea var. oleracea
Lineage: Eukaryota; Viridiplantae; Streptophyta; Magnoliopsida; Brassicales; Brassicaceae
Product: putative two-component response regulator-like APRR6
Exons: 6
Coding region: 1-1314 (437 amino acids)
Biological process (GO): phosphorelay signal transduction system
Source: RefSeq, a predicted model, not a curated record